AGGCAGCUGCGGCCCGCGCCGUUUCUCUCCGCCAGAGGGACCCUCGGGAGGCGCCGCACCGGCGCCGCCCACCUCGGCGGGAUCAUGGAGCGGCUGGUGGUCGAGGAAGAAGAAGGAGAGGAGGAGGAGGAAGGUGAAGGAGCCGUCUAUGUCCGGCAGUGGGAGCGGUCGUGGCGGGGCCCGCCUUGCCCCGAUUUGAAUGGAGAGCCCUACUGGUAUAGUGUGAUUAACUAUGCUAGGUAUGAGACCUUGGAAGACAUCAUUGAGGAAGCAGAAGAAGACAGCGACAACGACGAAGUUCAGAAUGGUCCUUACACCACAUUCUCUGGUUUUCAGAGGGCCUUUCUUUCUCCACCUUCUGUCCCUCUCCCUCCCCAAAGCAGCAAUUUGGACCUUGCUCUUUUGGGCUCGGCCUUGCCCCAGAAACCACAACUUACAGCUGAGGAGGCUGAGCGGAAUGCAAAAUUGCUGGUCGCUGAGGAGGAACGCCUCAAGAAGAAAGCUGAGAAGAAAAGGAUGAAGAAGAAGAGACAGAAGGACCGGAAGAGGCAGGAGAAGCGGAACCUGGAGCUAAAGGCCAAGAGUGAGGCAAAUAAACCUUCAGCCGGACAAGAUGAGGGAACUUUGACCUUGAGUGAUGGUCUCCCUGACUCGGAGGGGAGUUUCAAUGAGGCCUCCCCAGACAGGAGCCCCAGCAGCAGUAUGGAGGAGGUAGAGGCGGCAGAGGAUGACCUGGAUUUCUCCAGCACUUUUGUCUCCAAAGCUCGCCGCAAGGUGCGUGCCCAGUCUCUGCUCCCGAGGAAGGAGAAAGAAGGGGGAAAAACCAGGGAGACUCGGAAGGCAGAGACGAAGCAAAAGGCAGAGAAGCCUUCAGAGCUCCAGUUGACUCUAGUGCAGCAGAGCCUGGUGCUGGCAGAUUGUGGGAAUGAAACCGCCAAGCAGGGGCUCUUCCAUCAGGCCGUGCUCCUCUUUACCGAAGCUAUUAAGCUGAACCCCCAGGAAUACAGGUUCUUCGGGAACCGCUCCUUCUGCUACGAGAAGCUGCAGAGCCACGCAGCAGCCCUGCGGGAUGCGCAACAGGCCCUGAGCCUGCAGCCGGGCUGGCCCAGAGGCCUCUUUCGCCAGGGCAAGGCGCUCCUAGGCCUCAAGCAAUACGCAGAGGCGGCAAGGACCUUCCAGCAGCUCCUGCCCUUCGAUGGCUUCCGCGGCGAUGCCGCCAUCCAGCUCCAGAAGUGCCAGAUCCAGCAUUCCCUGGAGAGCCGGCUGUACUGCUUCCGCCGUAACUGGGAAACACAGCUGCCUCUGCCUGGAAAGCAGCCAGGCGGGCAGCGGUACCCAGACAGCAGUGCCCAGGCCAUUGCCACCACCCGGCUGGCACCUCCAGUUGCAAAGGCCCCAGGCAGAGACUGGUUUGCCGUCUGGGUGGGGAACCUGGCGCCCAGGAUCACCCAGCACGUCCUGCUUCGCUAUUUUCAGCCGUUUGGACCCAUUGACUCCAUCCGCUGCCUCCCUCACAAGUCCUGUGCCUUCGUCAACUACAGCCACAAGGAGGCCGCCGAAGCUGCUUAUGUGGCCCUGCAGGGGGCGGAAGUGGAAGGAUGCAAGCUCGUUCUGCAGCUGAAGCACCCUGCGCACGCCACUGCGGCCCCCUCCAAGGCAGCCCCCCGCUACGGCUUCUCCUCCUGUGUGUGAAGACUGGGCGGACGUCAAGGCUUGCGCGGACCGUCUUGGGGGGCCCAGGUGGGGGGCCCCGGGAGCUGUGGAGAAAGGGGAGGCUCUUGAAGGCAUCCCCAGAGGGGACCGGGCAACAUGGCCACCACCACCCCUCUGCUUUCUCUGAAGCCCGGCCCGGCCCGGUCUGCUUUCGGGGCUGAUCUGGCCCUCUCCCGUAGUCAGGAGCUGCCAGUCCAGAGCGGAGGGUCCAGGCCAGGACGCGGUUCUGCUCUGGGGGUGAGGCAGUCCGUGGAGAGGUUGAAGGGGGUUCAACUUCCACCCCUGAUUUGCAGGAUCAGCCUCCCCUCCACCCUCUUGAGUGGGAGCAGAGACAGACCUGGGGGACCCAAAGGGGAGACGGUGGCUCCCCUGCCCCCCUGCCUCGAGCCACGUCUCCUCCCUUGUUGGGGAGGCCUCUGCUCCUCCAGCCCCGCAAAUCCUUGCGCUCCGGGGCUCCUUCCUCACCUGCGCCCCAAAGGGGACUUUCCUCGGGCCUUCAUUGAGGGGGGGCCCCUUCGCCCGGCCGGCCGGCCCGCCCCGUCUCCUCAGCCUGCUCAGGAACUGAUGUCGGUUGCCUUAUUUUUAUACCGUUCACAAUAAACCUAAGAAAAGACUU
Molecule: messenger RNA, 2329 nt
Organism: Notechis scutatus (mainland tiger snake)
Lineage: Eukaryota; Metazoa; Chordata; Lepidosauria; Squamata; Elapidae
Source: RefSeq, a predicted model, not a curated record